Messenger RNA from Priapulus caudatus, 5073 nucleotides. Its product is annotated as protein ovarian tumor locus-like. The record is from RefSeq and is a predicted model, not a curated record. The coding region runs from base 13 to 2871 and encodes 952 amino acids. NCBI's taxonomy places the organism in Eukaryota, Metazoa, Priapulida, Priapulimorpha, Priapulimorphida, Priapulidae. Gene Ontology annotation, biological process: protein deubiquitination. The transcript has 20 exons. Gene Ontology annotation, molecular function: cysteine-type deubiquitinase activity.
CAGGGUAUAGUCAUGGGGAGCAGAAAUGCAAUGGACGAUUAUUUAUCGUCUCUGCAAUUAUUUCGCAAAACGACAGCCAAAGAUGGUUCCUGUCUCUUUCGAGCUGUUUCCGAACAGUUGUUUGAUACACAGACGUGCCAUGCUAGUGUUAGACUUGCCUGCAUCUCUUAUAUGGAGAGACACCGAGAGAAAUUCGAACCUUUCAUCGAGGGCCCAUUUGAGUGGCAUAUAACAGCACUGAAGAACCCAAAGACCUGGGCCGGGCAAGUGGAGCUAAAAGCACUUUCGUGCUUGUACAAACGAGAUUUCCUAGUAUACAAGGAAAUUGGCCAACCACCUAUCAAUGCCACAGGAAAUGGAUUUGAAAAUAAGAUUUUUCUCUGCCACAGUGGAAAUCAUUAUGAUAGUGUGUGCCCAAAAUCCAAUAUUGAAAGUGCUGCAUUUUGUCAAGCAAUAGUGUACGAAAUUCUGUACAAAGGUGUGUUUGAGCUCGGGCCAGAAGUUGGCAUUGCCGUGGACAUGGUGCGAAACAAGGGCACGAGUGCACGGUGCAGGCGGGAGAGCACAGCCAGCGUGGACAGCACAUGUGACAGGACAGACAGCCCAUCACCUGAGCCACCCAGCAACACCGAUUCCAGUGAGCUUGAGUCGUCUACUGAAGUUAAGGACCGGGGUGCCAUGGCACGAAAGGAAGCUGAGAUGCGAAAGGCAGCCAUGCUGCAUGGACCUCCUCUCCCUUACAAGGUCGCAAAGUCACUUGACCCGGACCACUACAGGAAUGUAGAGUUUGAUGUUUGGCUAGAAUCUGUUCGAGAGCAGGAGAGACAAUUUGAGUUGCAGAUGAUGACGAGUGAGUAUCUACCUGGGGACAAAGUCUUGGUGCACAUGGAUGGGAAGACAUAUCAUGCUCACGUGCAGGAGAUGUCUCAGGACAAGGGUCCCGUGUCUGUUUUCAUCGAAGAGACUGGACGCAAGUGUGAGGUAGCAUACGAGCAGUUGGAACAGUGUCCAUUCAACACCCGCCCAGUGCCUCAUUGGAGGGGACGAGGUUUCAGAGGACUUGCAGCUUUUCCACCAUUGAGCAGGUUUGCCGGCCGUGGAAGGAAGAAGUUCUUUAAAAAGAAGUAUAGAUUACAGGAAUCUUAUCCAAUGCCGUUUAGCCAGUUGCACCCACCACUCACAAGCCAUCGCUACCAGCAGCAUGGCUUAGACAUGCGGCCGGUUUACAGAAAUGGAUUUCACCAGAGAGGCAUGCCGAAUAACAGGUGGAUGGGCAACAGGUACAUGAAACCGCAUUGGUAUUCCUCACCUGAUCCUGAAUCGAGGCAAUUUCACUACAGUCGUCAACGGCGACACAGUGCGCCCUCUACUUGUCUUGAUGUGAACAAUCACUCGCCUCCCUCAACGAGCAAAUCGGAUGGUGAAUCUACUGAGAAAACUCUGAGGGACAUCCUGGGUCGCGCCGAACAGUCGCCAGAGAGGCCAGCUGCGUCGGGAAAUUGUGAGCAUUCUGCUCCACAGCCCGUGCCUGGUCAGUGCACCACAUCUGAGGCCACGGGGAAUACCAGCCAGGUUUGCCCGAACAAUGGAGGGAGCAGCGCUCCUACUUGCGCCAGUGCCAUGGCCAUGCCAACGGCCUCUCCGCUGCCGCAGCCCGUCACCUACAUUCCAUACGUGCCUGCAUACGUGCCUUACCUGGUUGUACCUGGUGUUGAUGUUUCGACAGUCAACUAUAACAUUGGUCCGUCCAAGGAUCCUGCAGGAAGUGAUCUGCCACUUUCUGAUUUUGGAACACUCCGAUUCUUCUACAAUCUGGGAUUUGAAUACUUCAGGGUGUCUUCGAUGAUGCAGCAGCAGCAGCAACAGCAGCAGCAGUCUGCAAUAGUGAUGCCUCCCCCACAGCAGGGCAUGACGUAUAUGUACCCUGCCACGCCUGCGAUGGGUGUAACAGAGGACAGUAGCAGCCCCGAUGAACAUGGAAGCAGAAAUGAGGGAAGCCCAAAUGGGUACAAACAGCAGGACCUGCUGGUGGGCAGCCUUGACAUGAGCGGCAGCACCCAGGAUGCCUGCAGCAGCGGAGACGCGACGAAACCCGUCUACGUUCAGUACCUCAACAACAACUACCUCUACUACACGCCAGAGGGCAUUGCCGUCGUCACCCCGCAGCAGCAGCAGCAGCAGCAGCAGCAGCCGGAACCCGGCGGCUACGCGAUGACGGAGCCGUACGUGAACACCGGCGACACCUACGUUGCCGACAUGGAGAAGCUGAGUCUCGGCGACGUGCCACGAGAGGGCGCUGGCGAGCAGGAUCCCGCGCAGCACGUCUACCAGCAGAAGAGCUAUCAGGACCGUGCGUACCCGUGUGACGAGCGUACGGCGGAUGGCGGCGUCGCGGGACGGCGCACCUAUGACAAGGUCGGCCCGCGGUUCCGUAAGUACAACCGCGGUCGCGGCGGCAGCCGCUGCGCAGCGCGCACCACCGACCGCUACGACGACUUCCAGGAGGCACCGGCGGUCGGAGGCGGGUACGGUGGCGCCGUGCUAGGCGCGUCGACACACUAUCAGCCGUCCAGCGGCAACUUCUACGGCAGCCAGCCGGGCAACAACACGACGACGGUGUAUUCGAACGUGCCUGCCGCGCCGUACCCGUCCACCGGCAUGAUGCUUAGCUCGACGCCGCCCUCCUCGCAUCCCGCGCAGGGACACUUCCCGCCCGGAUGCGGGUACUACCCGGUCACGCCGCCAAGUCCCAAUAAUCCGGCUCCCAACUUCUAUUACAAUCCGCAGUAUCCGUCGACGGCGUGCAACGGAAUGAGCGGUUACGCGCUGCCGCCGCCGGUGUGCCCCCCCACGAUGCAGCCGAUGGUGUAGCACGAUCUACGUCUGUCGCUCGCCCCCCCUUUUUUGGGUUUGUUGAUUUAGCCUGUUUUAUGCUCGUUUUACAUUUUGUCAUAUUUGACACCUUCAGAUAUUGGCUCAAAUUUUAUCACGAGUGUUUUACUGCGAUCAGAAUCCAAUGGUUGUCCACGCGAAGUUUUAGGUGUAUAUUGUGGUACAACACGUAAAAGAACAAGGCAAUUGAAUACCGGCGAUAUUACCAGAGGAAGAACUGGUUUGAUUGCUUAGCCGUUCGUAUCACACAGGCGCAAUUAAAGAUAACUAUGGACACAGACACGGGCACUAAUUUCUAAACAAGGAUAUUUUGCAGUGCGUGCAAAAUGAUAUUCUUGAGUGUGUAUGCACUACUAUAGUAUACUAUACUAUAGUGUAUUUGCAGUCUUUGUGGUGAUAAAAGUAGGAUUUCAAAAUUCAUAGAUCCAAUGAUUUUUGGGGAUGUUCAAUAUAUGGGAUUUCUAUAUAUUUGCUAAAGCAAUAACCAAUGGCAGGUUGACCUGAAAUUAUCGGCCUAAAACUAUAGUAACUUAGUCUAGGAAUUCGCAUCUUCAAUAAUAGUCCUUAUUGAAAAAUAUUCUCAGGUAAUAUCAAAUGUCAUAUUAGUUGUGUGUUUAUAAACAGAGAAAUACAUAUUGUUAGUAUUAGAGACUAUAUUUAGUGGAUUUUUCACAUCCAUUUGGCUAAUAUACUAUAAGCUGAAAAGUGUAAGUGUUAUAUACUAGUAUAGCAAUAACGUUUUCAUAAUUUGAAAGUAUUUAAUAUACUUAAAUACUUACGUCUAGCUUAAAUUUUGAAUAAAUUAUUAAUACAUAAUCAUGGUGUGAAUAUUCGUGCAGUAUUGAUAUUCAAUUCACGUAUUUGUAAAUGUCCGUUUAAGCCCAUUUGGAAAGAAGACCCUUUCUAUGAAUGCUUUAGUAACAUACUGAGUAGACUCAGAAUGGAUACUAGUGUGAAGGAAGAAAAGAGUGGUGUUCUCAGCCUUGUUUUUGAUGUAGAGUAAUCGUUGACCGUUAUAGUUUGUUAUUCUUUUUUAUAUAUUUCUAUUAUUUGUUAUGUUAAUGGUUGCAUAGGUUGAUAAUUAAGUAAUUAAGGGAAGAAUUUAACAUGCAUUUACCAGUUAGUUACAGUUAGGUUGCAUUUAAAUUAUGUUAUGUAAAAACAUUAUUUAUUUAUUUGAAAAGUUGUCACCUUUGUUGGUGGAGUUUAUUAUACAUUAUGGUAAUAAUUCAUGACAAUGAAAAAAUGUACUUUUGCUAUAGAAGCUCCCACUCUACGAGAUGUCAUCACUACAGGAGGCUUUACAAGUACUAGAGCCACAAACAAUGAUAAUUCUUUUUAUUGGAUACUUAACUACCAAAAUUUGUAUGUAGUGUAGUUGAAACUUAAUUUAACUGUAAUUAAUUCUUGAACAUACAUUACAUUCCUUCACCUUAUUAUAUCUGUGUGCAAAGACUAUGGCUAGAAUCUUCUCCGAGUAUUCGGCUAUUAUUGUUUAGCUGUUUUUUAGGUUUUCCCCCCAUUUACUGUUAGGAGAUAUUGAAUGUUGGAAGGACCUUCUGGUGGUCAAUUCACAUUGUUUUUGUGUGGUAAGUUUUGGAGCUCUGCAGUUGUCUGCAAGUUAUCCAUAAAUGUUUAGUAUAACUGUCAUUUUCACUAGAAAGUUACUAGGCCCCUUAUCUAAUAUUUUAUUGAGGUUUUGUUCCAUUGUGAGUUAUAGUGUUUCAUUGCGAUCAUGGGAUCAAAGAAUUUAGUUGGUUUACCAUUAAUAUUUGCUAAAAACCAUUCCACACGAUAUCUAUCCCUGCUCAUGUAUCACGUUGUACCAUCUAAAUGUACGUAAGUUAAGUUUACGCAGUUGUGUUAGACUAAAAAUUGAUCUCAAAACAUCGCAGGUACGUGCUAUACAGUAGUCGUCAGCUUUACCUACACGUUUAAUUUAUGUUUAAGGCAAGUGGGACCUUGCUUGAUCUUAAAAGUGUUUUAAAGACAUGGUCUAACCCAACAUGUAAAUGGUGUCUGAAUAUGAUUAGUUUAGUUUAAGUCACUAUUAGAAAGCGAUACAUUACCGGGUGUAAAGUAUGCUGGCGAACACUGUAUAAGAAAACCUAUUGUUUCGAAUUUAUUACACUAAUAUUUGGGGUUUAAUAAUAAAUAAUAAAAUAUAUUUGUGCAACUGUU